Fukomys damarensis (Damara mole-rat) is the source of this 1269-nucleotide messenger RNA. RefSeq names its product EBP like (gene Ebpl). Lineage: Eukaryota; Metazoa; Chordata; Mammalia; Rodentia; Bathyergidae. Bases 1 to 1269 code for a protein of 422 amino acids. The transcript has 8 exons. The record is from RefSeq and is a predicted model, not a curated record. Gene Ontology annotation, cellular component: endoplasmic reticulum; membrane. Gene Ontology annotation, biological process: sterol metabolic process. Gene Ontology annotation, molecular function: cholestenol delta-isomerase activity.
AUGCAUGCUCCACGACUCCAGGCUUGGAUUUUUUCAGCACCGUAUGAUCAGUCUUCCUCGAGGCCUUUAGAAAGCCUGUUGCUGAAAACACCUGUGCCUCGAACCUCUCCAGCAAGACUUGGCAAGGUCUAUUUACAUCCUUGUCCCAAAAUUUACCUACUGCGCAUGCAAACAAGUCCACCAAUUGGACUUUACUUUGUGGCUUUGAGUUGUUAUCAAGCCUCAUUAAAAUGUGUAUCUAUUGCCGAUCCUUUGGCGCUGGGUCUAGAAACCGCUUUGGUGGAGACAUCUGCACGAGUUGAUAGGCACCUGCAAGGCAGUAAUGAGCAAAUCUUUAGGUUCCGCAGCACAGCCACUAAACUAGCGAGAGGGGAAUCCCCGCCCCAUCACCCGAGGCCCCGCACCCAGAGGCCCCGCCUGCUCCACCUUUUCUCUACCGGCUGUCGGCUCGGUCUCGCCUGGCUCUGCUACGACGCCCUGGUGCACUUCGUGCUGGAAGGCCCUUUUGUCUACUUGUCCUUAGUAGGAAGCGUUGCCCAUUCUGAUGGCUUGAUUGCAUCCUUAUGGAAAGAAUAUGGCAAAGCUGAUGCAAGAUGGCUUUAUCUUGAUCCAACCAUUGUGUCUUUGGAAAUUUUGACUGUUGUCCUGGAUGGGCUUUUGGCACUGAUCCUGAUUUAUGCCAUAGUCAAAGAGAAAUAUUAUCGGAAAGCAGACAUGCCUUGCGCAUCCUCCAAAAAUAACUGGAGACAGUGGGUCCGCCCUUUGGCAGCCACCCUCUACCUGCUAUCCAUCAUUGUGACAGUUCCCCUGUGUGUAUGGGAGCUACAGAGGGUCCAGGUUGGAAUAUACUCCAAGGGUUGGGUGUUAGCUGGUGUGUUCCUACUUAUGACAAUGCUGGUAUUGCUGUGGAGAAUCUUACAACAUGUAGUGCAUUAUACACAGCCAGAAUUGCAAAAGCCAACUAUCAGAAUCCUUUGGAUGGUUCCCAUAUAUAGUUUGGAUAGUAAUGAAGAAAACAGACACAGUCCUAGCCUCAAGAGUCCAAUGUCCAGUGGGGAUGGCUCCGUAGUCCCCAAGGUCACCCAGGAAAUCUCUGGCAGAGCUUGGAUUCUGCCCAAAAGUCCUUGUUCUUUGUCCAAAACUUUUGAAGCAGAUUUCUUUGCAUGCAAGACAUUUCUUCCAAAAAUCUUGGCAAGAAAAGCAAAAACAAUUAAGUAUAGAUUAAGAUUUUUCUUGAAUAAUCUUAUAUGUGUCAUGAUAACCCAGUAG